This is a messenger RNA of Daldinia loculata, 3496 nucleotides long. RefSeq lists its product as uncharacterized. The record is from RefSeq and is a predicted model, not a curated record. The transcript has a single exon. NCBI's taxonomy places the organism in Eukaryota, Fungi, Ascomycota, Sordariomycetes, Xylariales, Hypoxylaceae. The coding region runs from base 274 to 3381 and encodes 1035 amino acids.
UAUACUAGGUACUAACCUUGAACGAGUGCCGAUAUCCCUUAAUCGUUAAACCUAAGCCGCACAUUCCCCAACGUCUUGGUCCGAUCCUUCCUAACUUUGAUUCGUCUAUCCACCUAAACGGUUCCCUGGUAGUUGCGUGCCGGCAUUUUCUGAUCUCAUAGGCAAGGAAAACAUGAACGGUGUUUCUUUAGCUCCGUUUCAUGUCUGUUCCCUCUCCUCUCAGCCGGGUAACCACGAUUCUCUCUUUCGUCCGGGUCUAGAAGGACUAGCAUAAUGUCAACUUCAAGACGUGGCCGGUCUUCAUCGUUAUUCUCGUCGUCGUCGUCGUCGUCGUUGCCACGUAGUUUGAGCUCGGAUUGGCUUUUCAUUUCUUCUCCCGCGAGCCAGAGCCAAACACCACCACCGAUCCGACAGCGUACUUCAAGAAGGAUGAGCCCCGCGAGGUCGUCGGUUGCCAACGCUGAGCAGCCGUCGUCCCAAAAGAGGGCAUCCUCGCUCGCCGGCUUCUUCAGCAAGAUCCUACCGAGUAACCGUCCAGAACAAGGAGGCACCCGCCGCACGGACUGGACGGGUGAUAACGACAAUGCGGUAGGGACGAGCCGUAGCGAACUGACGGGUUGGAACCUUGCCAAAGACAAGUUCCCUGCACACCAUACAUCGACAAGCGGACCAGAAGAACCUAGUAGUCACCGCCGGGUCUGGAGCUGGAGCCCGCAAAAGGGAGAGUCCAGGUUCGUUGAGAACUUACCGAGGGAUCGAUCCCGUGGGCGUGAACAAGUGCCGGAAGUUUCAGAUCGUGAACCUCAGCCGCCUCGAAAGUCGGAGGCGCUGACAAGGACCGAAGUACACGAGCUCCUCCAGUCCAAGGAAGAAGCCAGGAGAAAUCGACGGAACCUAAAGGAGAGUGGGGAUUGGUUAGGGGUGCAAGGUGCUGAUCCAUACUCGGGACAGUUUUCAAUCCUUACACCUACGGAUACUCUUAGCUCUGAGACGACCGGCACGUCGACGCGUACGAAGCUAGCCGGGUUGGCGCGGAAAAAGAAAGCCGCGAGGUUAGAGUACGAGCAGCUCAGGUUGUUAGAAGAGCAAGAGAAGGAUAAGGCUAGGCUAGACAGAGAGCAGGCGAAGCUUAACAAAAUCGAACGCGUGAAGGAAGAGCUUAGACGUCAGCACCAAUUCGCCAAAUGGAGCCAGCACAAGCGCAACUGGUCUUCCGCCGCCGAACCCAACCUCAGUCCGAUUGCCCAGUCCAUAGACAGUGUGGCGCUUGGAAGCAGUGAGACAUCUAGUUUGCUGAUUUCAGAGCUGCCUACUGACUCCUUCUUAUCAGAUCCCGAGGAUAUCACAUCAGCUAUUCCAAAUUUCUCUCGCCCUAAUCGUCCGCCAGUAUCAAUGAUUACUUCACAAGACCAAGCCGAACGGCUUGGUUACGAUAGCACACAGCCUCAGGGGCGUAGGCGACUCAAUCAAUCUACCGACACUAUUAUUCAUAACUCACCAGGUGUUAAUUUCGAACCUACAUAUCUCACAAGGCCAGCCACCCAGCCGUCGGGGAUACACCUUGACGCUGAGCAGCCGGACAUUGGGCGGACGAAGAGUGAGAGGCAUUUUUUAUGGAGGCGCCGACGGGGGACAGAUCCGGGGAAAUCAGGUACAGCCCACCAAGGGGGGGUAGUGGUGUCCAUGGUAGCCCAGAAUCUGACGUCGAAUUCGAUCGAGCACAUUCACAAGGAUCACUUCGCCGACCUAACGAUCCCGGAUUAUCAUCUCCAUCUCCUAUCACCAGAACUAGUAGACACGGCCGACAGCCAGUCGACGCUUUCAGAAGACUCACCGUUGACAACGCCCAAUCCAAGUUCUUUGGGGAUGAACACGAUGGCACUUUCCUCGACCACGAAUUUGGUAUACUCACAGGAGAACGGGAGAAGCAGCCAAAGCACAAAUACAGCUCCAGUGAUCUCAUCAUCUUCGAAGCUGAAAAACAUAAUGAGACGACCCUCAAUCCGGCACAAGCUAGUUCCAAGCCUGUUAGCUACCGUUCACACCAAGGUCAUAGAGAAACACCGUAUGUCACCUCCGACUUUCGACGAACUUCAAGAUCGCACGGUCAACAGUUUACCAGCAGACGCUCCAGUGUCCCAGAGCCAACCUUCACAGCCGGGCCAGCAAGGGAGGACCAGUUUAGAAAAGGCAAACAAGAUGCUACACCACGCGGAAAACCACCUCAAGCAAGCCCGGAGAGAAUGUGUGUCCACACCCACCACCACCAUUACUGGCUGCGUUCCCGCUCAGCAGAGCCAAACCGAUUGCCCGCAGCCAAAACGAUGUGUCGAAGCCAGUCAGGUAGAUGUCAUAACAAACAUUAUCGACAGCCCGGCGACUCCGGCGUCCUUGCAUCAGGACGACCCUUGCAUGACGCCAGACCUAAUACCAGAGGAACGAAGGACGCCUUCCCUUCCCACAGCGCCACAGAACAGCUUGCUGAAUCCCGAGCGCGCCCAAGAGAUACCAGGGACCGGUAUUUCAUCAACUCGCCGUGCGACGCCAGAAAAGAAGGAGCCAACCAUAGUUUCCACACCAACGACUCCAAAGCUUUGCCGUCUCGCCCAAAAGAAUGGCGCAACGAAUCAAAGGGACAUAUCAGAGGACGAGGAUGCAGUCGAGAAGACAGAAACGACCAAGAUAGAAAAGGCCGAACACUUAGAAACCAAGAAGACAAUCCGACAAGAACAAGCCGAGAGAAUCAACCAAGAGAGUCGCAGUGCAAGUAUGACUCGAACGCCAACAAUAAUUUCGCGAGAAGUACAUCAGCGCCUGUCAUACGAGGGACCAGAGGAGAGCAUAGUAGAAGAAGCGGCACGAAUUGCCAUGUUGCGUUUAAGGGCCAAGGAAAUAGUGAGAAGCAGGUCGGGCGACCGCCAAGUAAGCCGCAACCGGAGCCGAACUCCCAGUCCGGUGAGAAAGCAAGUCUCCAACGGCAAAACGACGGAGCCGAAGCGGUCGCUUCAAAAGCGGCCGAGGAAGAAACGCCACGGCGAAGAAGGCGCAGGCACCGGGCUUCCUUCCAAGCCUGAACACACCGAGGCGGAUGAGAGCAUUAAUGAAGCACAGCAUAAGAAAGGAGCUACAAAAGGAUUUGCUGGUAAACGAGAUGCAUCCGUAAUAGUAGUACAGUUCUGCAAGAUAGUCUACAUAUUAUUCUUAGGCCUAGCAUGUACUUGGUGGGCCAUAGUGCAGCCGGCUUUCAAUCCGCAAAGCGAUCUGUGGAAGAGGAGGUACAGGAAGGAGAGCACGUGGAGAGAUAUGGCCGUUUUCACGUCGGCGGGAUUAUUCUGCCUGGCCGGCGCAUUGUGCGGUUGGUAUAUGUCAAAGCUGUUCUGAUAGUUUUUAGAGCAAUGACGCCUUAAAGGUUACCACAGUACAAUAGGCUGAUAUUCCUGUACGGGUUAUGUGUUUGGAGUCUGGGACUAUAUCUGACCAAUGGUUGGACGAUAUG